Molecule: messenger RNA, 1155 nt
Organism: Alternaria alternata
Lineage: Eukaryota; Fungi; Ascomycota; Dothideomycetes; Pleosporales; Pleosporaceae
Product: Di-copper centre-containing protein
Exons: 4
Coding region: 1-1155 (384 amino acids)
Molecular function (GO): oxidoreductase activity
Source: RefSeq, a predicted model, not a curated record
AUGCGUUUCUGCAGUCUUCCCACCGCUAUCCUGGCAUUGGCCAGCUUAGUUGAGUCUGCUGCGUUGCAGCCCCGUGACCUUCUUCAGGACCUACAAGAUCAAGCAUUGGCAGCACUUAAAGAGGCGGAGAGGAAUGGUACGCUUGAGAGGAGAGCUGGGUGCAAUAUUUCCACAGCGCCCGUCAGGCGAAACUGGGAUUUCAUGUCCGCAAAGGAGCGCAAAGCGUAUAGUAGCGCUGUCAAGUGUAUGUACACUUCACCUUCUAAGUCUGAUCCGACAUUGGUUCCUGGAGCUCGAUCCCGAUACGACGACUUUGUUGGACAGCACAUCAAUCAAACCAGAACCAUUCAUGGUACCGGAAACUUCUUAAGCUGGCAUAGGUACUUUGUGCAUUCCUUUGAGAAUGCACUAAGGGAAGAGUGUGGCUAUACUGGCUACCAACCGUACUGGAACUGGUUUAGUUACCAGGAUGAUCUGAGCAAGUCCCCGGUUUUCGAUGGUUCUGCUACAAGCAUGGGUGGUGAUGGCUACUAUGUCAAGCACAAUGGAAGUACUGGUGGCGGUGGCAGAAUUUAUCUACCGUCUGGCAAUGGUGGUGGCUGCAUCGAAAGCGGACCGUUCAAAAACGUGCAACUUAACCUUGGACCCAUUAGCCCUACCAUGGCCGGAGCAAACAAGUCAGCAUCAGCGCUGGCCUGGAACCCGCGCUGUGCGAAGAGGGAUCUUACCAAUUUCGCAUCUAAGACAUGGUUUACUUUCGAGAACCUGUACAACAUCACGCUUGGUGCCGCAUCUAAGGACAUUUCAUCCUUUCAAAAUGAACUUCAGGGUCGUUUUACCGAUGGCUUCCUUGGUCUUCACGCUUCGGGUCAUUUUGCCAUAGGUGGCGACAGCGGUGACCUCUACAGUAGUGUCAACGACCCCGUUUUCUUCAUGCAUCAUGCAAUGCUUGACAGAGUAUGGUGGAUCUGGCAAGCGCUGCACCUAGACCAGGCCAAGUCUGUUGAGGGAUCGCGCUCUAUGUUAGACCCGAACGGCCCAAGGACUACGCUUAAUGAUGCCAUCGAGACCAACUGGCUGAACACUCCCGAUGUCAAGAUUAGUGAUAUUAUGAGCACUCUCAGCGGAGAGCCUCUGUGCUACAUCUACUUGUAG